CGUAUUUCUGCCAAAAAAAAUCAUUUUCUGCUACAAUUCAUGCCGAUUAAUUGUGGAUUUACCAAGGACUGAUUCAUAGUGACAAAUUAUAGAUAAAGUCUGUUUUUUUUUCUUAAAUAAAAAAAUGUGUUCUUUAUAUGAUUUAGACUUUUUGUUAUUAAUCUUCAAUCUGGGUUUUCUAUGGGAAAUUUGUUCUUUAAUUCCCGUUGAUUUUGAAUUGAAUUAAGAUAUGAAAUCAUGCCCACUUAGAAAAAAAAUUAAAUCUUUUGUGUAAAUUUAGACCACUUUCUUGUCCCAAAUUCCUUUUCCUUCUCUCCAAUGGAGAAGAAUGAGAAGAACAUUAAUCUUCAAACCCCACUUCUUCAACAUUCCAAUGGGACCCACCAAUAUCAUUCAAAUGAGUUUAAUCAAAAAGAUAAAUUCCAACAAGAGGAGCAAAACCCACAAGAAGUUGUUAGUGUAAUUGUUGAUGUUAAUGAAGAAGAUGAUAAACAACUUGAUAAAACCCUUCAAAGAUUGGAAUUUUAUCUCAAAUUUCUUUGUUUUGAUCAGACAAAUCCAUUGAAGCUUCUGCUUUCAUGGGUUGUUUUCAUUUUUGUGGGUGUUUUAGUUCCUAUGAUGAUGAUUGAGCUCACCCAUUGUAUGGAUUGUGAAGAUUAUCAAGUCAAGGACUUUGAGUAUGAAAUUCUUACUUCUCAUCUUCUUCUUGGUGGUGCUUCUUUGAUUUGUAUGGCCUAUAACAUUAACAAAAGAGGGUUUAGAAAAUUCUUGUUUGUUGAUCGUUAUAGGGGGUAUACCAACCGUUUCAAGGUCCAAUAUAUCAACAAAAUCAAGGGUUCCUAUCAUCUGUUUUUCCAGUUAUUGCUUCCAUGUUGUAUCUUGAAAACAGCUCAUGAGAUCAUGCGCAUGAUUUAUGUGCGGAAUCACUCGUGGUCGCUAGCGUGUUUAAAAGUCUCGGCAUUAGUCAUAUCUUGGACAUAUUUAAGUGCAAUUUCUCUAGCGGCCUGCAUCCUCUUUCAUUUAGCCUGUAAUUUGCAAGUUAUUCAUUUCAACGAUUACACGAAAGUUUUGGAGAAGGAAUCGAGUAUUAUGACAUUAAUGGAUGAGCACAUGAGAUUGAGGGGCUAUCUCUCUAAAAUCAGCCACAGAUUUCGAAUAUAUCUUAUCUUGGUCUUCCUGUUUGUUACGGCUAGCCUAUGUAUGACUCUGGUACAAAUCACAGGUGUGAAUGGAAGAGUUACCUUCUUAAAUGGUGGAAAUUUUGAUGUCACUUCAAUUGUGCAAGUUGUUGAGACACUUCUUUGCUUGCAUGCUGGUACGAAAAUUUCCUCGAGAGCCCAGGGAAUCGGUGCAGUAGCAUGUAGAUGGCAUGCAAUUGUUACGUGCAAGUCUCUUGAUGGAGGUAAACGCUCAAUGUCAUUGGGUUCGUUAUCUUCAAGUUUUUCCGAGAGUGAAUCAUGUUUGCUAGAUGAAAAUGCAAUUGUCUGCCAUUCGCAAUUUGCUUCAGUAUCUUCAUUCAACAAACGGCAAUCUUUUGUGACGUAUUUGCAGAUGAAUCCUGGAGGGCUCACAUUGUAUGGAUGGACAGUCGACCGUACGCUUUUGACUACGAUUUUUGCAAUCGAGCUCUCACUAGUCCUCUUUGUGCUUGGUCAGACCAUUGUCUUCUCUUCCCCAACUUCAUGAAAUCGACACUGCUUUUCACAAUUCAGAGCAAAUUUCAAUGCAGAACUGUUUUUGUUCGAGUCCCCGAAUUUUUUCAUCCCUUACGCGUGUAUUUUUUGCGCAUUACGAAUAUCCACCCCAAUUGUUCAUUGCAAAGAGUGUUACCUUCCUUUUUGUAUAUUUGUUUGUACAUAAAUAUGUUGAGCAAAUUGGUUUCACUAAGGGAUCAUAUGUAAGAUGUAAUAAUGACUCCAACUUGAGUGAAUGUGAAUUCAUGGUUAGGUUGUUACAAUUUUUUCUUGCAAUAUUUAUAAAUUCUACUGGAAUCAUGGUUACUUUUCUUGUUUUUGUUGCACAAAAUAUGUGAUA
This is a messenger RNA of Amaranthus tricolor (Joseph's coat), 2034 nucleotides long. RefSeq lists its product as uncharacterized. The record is from RefSeq and is a predicted model, not a curated record. The coding region runs from base 319 to 1686 and encodes 455 amino acids. The transcript has 4 exons. NCBI's taxonomy places the organism in Eukaryota, Viridiplantae, Streptophyta, Magnoliopsida, Caryophyllales, Amaranthaceae.